Molecule: messenger RNA, 1623 nt
Organism: Venustampulla echinocandica
Lineage: Eukaryota; Fungi; Ascomycota; Leotiomycetes; Helotiales; Pleuroascaceae
Product: MFS multidrug transporter-like protein
Exons: 6
Coding region: 1-1623 (540 amino acids)
Biological process (GO): transmembrane transport
Cellular component (GO): membrane
Molecular function (GO): transmembrane transporter activity
Source: RefSeq, a predicted model, not a curated record
AUGUCUAUGGCUACUUCCCAUACCACCAACACAAGCAGUGACAUUCCUAUUGAACAAGUCCCAGUCACCUCGCCGCCCGGUCUCGCUGCGCAGGACAAGGUUCUGGUGCAGGAGCUGGCCCCGAUCUCUACUCGACAAUCUCGUAUCGGAAGCCAAGCAGACGCGAGAGAGCUUGGGAUUCGGCAGACGGUGUCAAACCAAGCCGUGGUCAUUUUGCUACCCCAGAUGACCCGAGAUCUCAAAAUACCACCUAACCGCCAACAAUGGAUCGUCUCAACCUUCGCCCUAACCUCCGGUUCCUUCCUCUUGUUGUUUGGAAAGCUCGGAGACGUCUACGGGAAGAGAGCCUUCUUUAUCUUAGGGUGUUUUUGGGUCACGGUGACAGCACUCGCGACGGCCUUCUCCCCCAUCGAGCUCGUUACAUAUGUCAUGCGUGCAUUGCAUGGUUUGGGAUCAGCUGCCACCAUUCCCAGCGCUAUUGGCAUCAUUGGCUAUACCAUUCCUCCGGGGCGGGUCAAAACAUACAGUUUUGCGUUUUAUUCUGGCGGAGCUCCUGCUGGGCAGGUCUUAGGUAACCUCUUGGGUGGGUUAAUCUCUGAAUAUACUAGCUGGAAGGUUGUCUUCUUUGCUAUUGCUGGAGUGUCCUUUAUUGUUGGUAUUAUCGCAAUUUUUGUGAUCCCCAAGGAGCCCGCAAGCAAAGCUCCUAGCGAUGAUCAACCUCGUGCUUCGGGUGUUGACUGGACUGGGGCUUUCCUUUUCACAUCGGGUACGCUCCUCCUGCUCAUUGCAUUAUCGCAAGGCGUAUCCCAAGGUUGGCGAACACCGUUCGUGAUUGCCGUUCUUAUUGUAUCAGUUAUUUUACUGGCUGUAUUUAUCUAUUGGCAACACUAUCUCGAGACUAAAUCACUAAGAGAGCCGUUGAUGCAUGUUUCAACAUUCAAAACUGCUAGAUUUUCCUUCGCAAUGGUUAUAAUAUUCUUUUUCUCUGGGGGAUUCACCAAUUAUUUGGUAUACUCGACAUAUUUUUACCAAGACUACCAACUUCUCUCACCAAUACAAACGACUCUACGGUUCAUACCCCUUGGAAUAGUUGGGAUGGCUAGCACAGUUGCAUCCGGAUACCUCUUAUCACGAGUCCGUGGCAAUUUUAUCCUCAUAUUUGGGCUCGUACUAGCUUCAUUGUCCAACCUGCUCUUUGCUGUUCCAAUUCCGCCCUCAACAUCCUACUUCGCAUAUGGAUUCCUAGCUAUGUGUUUUGCCGCUGUCGGAGCGGAUACGAUUUAUCCUUGUAUCGGUCUCUUCACAACUCAGGCAUUACCAAGGAAAGAUCAAGGUGUGGCCGGUGCAAUGUUCCAAACAGUCGCCUCGAUGGGGAGAGCGAUGUUCUUACCGGUUACCGCUGCUGUCCAAUAUAGUACCCAGAACAAGUUGACCGUGAAUGGUCACGGGGAAACAUAUGCGCUUCUAGAAGGCUUGCGGGCUGCUGAAUGGCUUUGUUUUGCUCUUAUGGCAGUUUCGCUCCUGGUCACUAUAUUGGGAUUGAGGGAUAUUGGAAGAAUUGGGCAGUUGAAGAAGUUGGGGCAGGUUCAAUCAGGGUCGGCGGAAAUUGAUACUGAAAAGUGA